Molecule: messenger RNA, 968 nt
Organism: Odocoileus virginianus texanus
Lineage: Eukaryota; Metazoa; Chordata; Mammalia; Artiodactyla; Cervidae
Source: RefSeq, a predicted model, not a curated record
UACCAGAAAAUAUUCCUUAUUUAAAAAUUUAUACUGUCGGGCAUCAGGUUCCUGAUGAUGACACUAUUUUUAAAUUCAAAAAUGCUGUUAAUGGGUUUUUGAAAGAAAAUAAAGAUAAUGACAGACUUAUUGGUGUCCACUGUACCCAUGGUUUAAACAGGACUGGCUACCUCAUCUGCAGGUAUUUGAUUGAUGUAGAAGGCAUGAGGCCAGAUGAUGCAAUUGAAUUAUUCAAUAGAUGCCGUGGACAUUGCUUAGAAAGGCAAAACUACAUUGAAGACCUUCGGAAUGGUCCCAUCAGAAAUUUGAGGAAUUGGGAUUCCAGUGUAUCUAGAACAAGAGGUUUUGAAGAUUCAACACAUAUGAUGGAGCCAGUUUUCACAGCUACUAAGUCUUUUAACCGAAGACCUAAGCAUAACAUACAUCAGACCCAAGGUUACCCAGAACCUCGGCAUUUCCAUACCUGGACUCAAGAUUUACAGCAGUCAGAAAGAAAAUUUUCACGGAAUCAGAACAUUUACCAGAGAUGCCAUGUCCCUCCUCCUGGUCCCCCUGGAGAGGACUAUUUCCAGAGGAGAUACUCUUGGAAUGUAAAGCCAAAUGCCAGUCAAGGAGGCCCGAACCAAAGGUUUUCUCCUGGCAGUUACUACAGAGUACCCUAUUCAGCCUAUUAUAGAUGGGCCAAGUGACACAAGCCUACCCUGGAAAUCUGUCUGGAGACAGAGCAGGACUGAAAUCAGCAAGUGACUUUUUGUAAGAUCAGGUCAAAUGAAGUUUAUAAUCUAUUUUAUUGCUGCCUUAUAUGUUCAAGCUUAAGGAAAAAUUAUAUUGAUACUUACUACUGCUGACAAAUUUGCAGUAUUUACAGCAGUGAAGGAAAUAAUCUGUCAUUCCACUCAAAUUUUUUUUAAAGGAAGAUGAUAUUUUAGAACUGAUAAAAGUAAUAAAGAAUAUCCCUUGUAAAUUAA